Molecule: messenger RNA, 774 nt
Organism: Oldenlandia corymbosa var. corymbosa
Lineage: Eukaryota; Viridiplantae; Streptophyta; Magnoliopsida; Gentianales; Rubiaceae
Source: the annotation of a GenBank genome assembly
AUGGACUGCAGCGUCAUUGACUCCUUUUUGGAUUCGGCUUUCUCGCUCUCUGUUGCAUCCAUGAAUUUUAACCAAAGCAGGCUUCAAACUGAUUUUUCCUCCAUUAAAGUGCGUGCUGCGAUCGGCCCAUUCUCAUGUGGACCAGAUUUUUCAAAAAUCGGUCCAUCAGAGAGCAAAGUAAUUACCAAUGUGGGAAGAAAGUUUUACGCCAUUGAUUGGCUUCAAAAACAAGACGGCGGCGCUGGUGGCGGCGACUGCAGCGGUAACAACCACAAGGCGGCGCGCGCCAAGAUGUUGAAAACCCCCCGUCUAGAUUUCUCGGCGUGGCGCCAUGAUAUCAAGGGAUCAAGCCCUGAAAUCGUGGGAUCUUCCAACGGGAUGCUUUGCAUAUCAAAUAGACAGAAAGAUUACAUUGUAUUGUGGAACCCCUGGAUUCAUAAGUACUUUGUACUGCCUUCUUUCCCGUUUGAAUCUAGAGAAAGAGAAAGUCGUUGGCAUUACAUUUCUAGAGUCGGGGCAGCAUUCGGGUACGAUCACAGAGGCGAUGAUUACAAAGUGGUGAACUGCAGUAUCUUUGGGGAGCCUAGAUCAAUUUGCGAAUUUUGCAUUUAUAGUUUGAAGACGAACUCAUGGAGGAGAAUAAUGGUGGAGGACAUAUCAUUACCACUUGAAGUGAGGAAAGAAGGAUCACACCGCUCGUUUAAAGAUUUCGCAGUUGUUAAUGGUGUGUUACACUGGAUUGAGGAGUCCUCCAUUGUUGCAUUCUACCUCUGA